This is a messenger RNA of Arabidopsis lyrata subsp. lyrata, 3566 nucleotides long. RefSeq names its product LRR receptor-like serine/threonine-protein kinase ERECTA. Gene Ontology annotation, molecular function: receptor serine/threonine kinase binding; protein kinase activity; ATP binding. The record is from RefSeq and is a predicted model, not a curated record. The transcript is spliced from 27 exons. Lineage: Eukaryota; Viridiplantae; Streptophyta; Magnoliopsida; Brassicales; Brassicaceae. The coding region runs from base 472 to 3402 and encodes 976 amino acids. Gene Ontology annotation, biological process: protein phosphorylation.
UCUCUCUCUUCUGCAAAGCUUCAGAACUCUGGCAGAGAGAUAAAAGAUGAUGGGGUUUUUAACUUUAUCCUCCCCAAAUAAUUCUUCUUCCCUUCGUCUCCUCUCUUACACAACAGUCCCUACAUUUGUCCAAUUUCCUCUCUUUAAACCUCAUUUAAAGACUCUCUCUUUCUCUUUCUCUCUCCAUCUCUAUCUUACUCUGUAUUUCUGUCGUCUGAGCACUCAAUGAAACCACUGUAAAUUUCCGCCAGAAAAUGAUGUGAUGGAACGAUAAAAAUCAAUACUUUUUCUUCUCGGUUAAAGUAAAAAAAAGAAAACAAAUUUGAGUAGAAAUCAUAAAAAAAAUCUAAUGUCGGUACAUAAUUUGGUUCUCUUCUUCUCUAUCCUCUGUUUCUUCUUCUUCAUGGAGACUUAAAAGCUUUUUUUAGUGUAUCGAAAACGCAGUCGUUUUGAGACUGUGUCUGAGAGAAAAUGGCUCUGUUUCGAGAUGUUGUUCUUUUGGGUUUUCUUAUCUGUUUGAGCUUAGUGGCUACUGUGAAUUCUGACGAGGGAGCAACGUUGCUGGAGAUUAAGAAGUCAUUCAAAGAUGUGAACAAUGUUCUUUAUGACUGGACAGCUUCACCUUCUUCGGACUAUUGUGUAUGGAGAGGUGUGACUUGUGAAAAUGUCACCUUCAAUGUUGUUGCUCUUAAUUUGUCAGAUUUGAAUCUUGAUGGAGAAAUCUCACCUGCUAUUGGAGAUCUCAAGAGUCUCUUGUCAAUUGAUCUGCGAGGUAAUCGUUUGUCUGGGCAAAUUCCUGAUGAGAUUGGAGACUGUUCUUCUUUGCAAAACUUGGACUUGUCCUUCAAUGAAUUAAGUGGUGACAUACCGUUUUCGAUUUCGAAGUUGAAGCAACUUGAGCAGCUGAUUCUGAAGAAUAACCAAUUGAUAGGACCGAUCCCUUCAACGCUUUCGCAGAUUCCAAACCUGAAAAUUCUGGACCUGGCACAGAAUAAACUCAGUGGUGAGAUACCAAGACUUAUAUACUGGAAUGAAGUUCUUCAGUAUCUUGGGUUGCGAGGAAACAACUUGGUCGGUAACAUUUCUCCAGAUUUGUGUCAGCUGACAGGUCUUUGGUAUUUUGACGUGAGAAACAACAGUUUGACUGGUAGUAUCCCUGAGACGAUAGGAAAUUGCACUGCCUUCCAGGUUUUGGACUUGUCCUACAAUCAGCUAACUGGUGAGAUCCCUUUUGACAUCGGCUUCCUGCAAGUUGCAACAUUAUCAUUGCAAGGCAAUCAGCUUUCUGGGAAGAUUCCAUCAGUGAUUGGUCUCAUGCAAGCCCUUGCAGUGUUAGAUCUAAGUGGCAACUUGUUGAGUGGACCUAUUCCUCCGAUUUUGGGAAAUCUGACUUUCACCGAGAAAUUGUAUUUGCACAGUAACAAGCUGACUGGUUCAAUUCCGCCUGAGCUUGGAAACAUGUCAAAACUCCAUUACCUGGAACUCAACGAUAAUCAUCUCACGGGUCAUAUACCACCGGAGCUUGGAAAGCUUACUGACUUGUUUGAUCUGAAUGUGGCCAACAAUGAUCUUGAAGGACCUAUACCUGAUCAUCUGAGCUCCUGCACAAACCUAAAUAGCUUAAAUGUUCACGGGAACAAGUUUAGCGGCACCAUACCUCGAGCAUUUCAAAAGCUAGAGAGCAUGACUUACCUUAAUCUGUCCAACAACAAUAUCAAAGGUCCAAUCCCGGUUGAGCUAUCUCGUAUCGGUAACUUAGAUACAUUGGAUCUUUCCAACAACAAGAUAAAUGGCAUCAUUCCUUCUUCCCUUGGUGAUUUGGAGCAUCUUCUCAAGAUGAACUUGAGCAGAAAUCAUAUAACCGGUGUAGUUCCAGGCGACUUUGGAAAUCUAAGAAGCAUCAUGGAAAUAGAUCUUUCAAAUAAUGAUAUCUCGGGCCCAAUUCCAGAAGAGCUUAAUCAAUUGCAGAAUAUUGUUUUGCUGAGACUGGAAAAUAAUAACUUAACUGGUAAUGUUGGUUCAUUAGCCAACUGCCUCAGCCUGACUGUAUUGAAUGUAUCUCACAACAACCUUGUAGGCGAUAUCCCUAAGAACAAUAACUUCUCAAGAUUUUCACCAGACAGCUUCAUUGGCAAUCCUGGUCUUUGCGGUAGUUGGCUAAACUCACCCUGUCAUGAUUCUCGUCCAACUGUACGAGUGUCAAUCUCUAGAGCAGCUAUUCUUGGAAUAGCUAUUGGGGGACUUGUGAUCCUUCUCAUGGUCUUAAUAGCAGCUUGCCAGCCGCAUAAUCCUCCUCCAGUUCUUGAUGGAUCACUUGACAAACCAGUAACCUAUUCAACCCCGAAGCUCGUCAUCCUUCAUAUGAACAUGGCACUCCACGUUUACGAGGAUAUCAUGAGAAUGACUGAGAAUCUGAGUGAGAAGUACAUCAUUGGGCAUGGAGCAUCAAGCACUGUAUACAAAUGUGUUUUGAAGAACUGCAAACCGGUAGCAAUUAAGCGGCUUUACUCUCACAACCCACAGUCAAUGAAACAAUUUGAGACCGAACUCGAGAUGCUAAGUAGCAUCAAGCACAGAAAUCUUGUGAGCCUACAAGCCUAUUCUCUCUCUCCAUUGGGGAGUCUCCUGUUCUAUGACUAUUUGGAAAAUGGUAGCCUCUGGGAUCUUCUUCACGGCCCUACGAAGAAAAAGACUCUUGAUUGGGACACACGGCUUAAGAUAGCAUAUGGUGCAGCACAAGGUUUAGCUUAUCUACACCAUGACUGUAGUCCAAGGAUCAUUCACAGAGACGUUAAGUCGUCCAACAUUCUCUUGGACAAAGACUUAGAGGCUCGUUUAACAGAUUUCGGAAUCGCGAAAAGCUUGUGUGUGUCAAAGUCACAUACUUCAACUUACGUAAUGGGCACGAUUGGUUACAUAGACCCCGAGUAUGCUCGCACUUCACGUCUCACUGAGAAAUCCGAUGUCUACAGUUAUGGAAUAGUGCUGCUUGAGUUGUUAACCCGAAGGAAAGCCGUCGAUGACGAAUCCAAUCUCCACCAUCUGAUAAUGUCAAAGACGGGGAACAAUGAAGUGAUGGAGAUGGCAGAUCCAGACAUCACAUCGACGUGUAAGGAUCUCGGUGUGGUGAAGAAAGUUUUCCAACUGGCACUUCUAUGCACCAAAAGACAACCUAAUGAUCGACCCACAAUGCACCAAGUGACUCGUGUCCUCGGCAGCUUCAUGUUGUCGGAACAACCACCUGCUGCGACAGACACCUCAGCAACGCUGGCUGGUUCGUGCUACGUCGAUGAGUAUGCAAAUCUCAAGACUCCUCAUUCUGUCAAUUGCUCUUCCAUGAGUGCUUCUGAUGCUCAGCUGUUUCUUCGGUUUGGACAAGUUAUUUCUCAGAACAGUGAGUAGUGUCAAUUACUUUUUUCUUAGGAGGAGAAUCUUUAAAACGGUAUCGUUUUGUUGCGUUAAGCAGGCUGUUAGAAAAUUAAUGUCUCAUGUAAAAAAAUUAUGCACUGCCUUGUUAUUAUUAGACAAGUGUGUGAAUAUAUCCUCAGACUGGCACUUAGACUUCC